CGUGGAAUCCAUCCCUCGUUCAGCUAGUGACAAUAGGAACUAAUGAUCGACCAAAACCAUCUCCGUCAGCUUGCAGCGGGGGGUUUCAUGGAAGUAGAAAGCGACGUCAAUGGUGUUUGGAAUGCGGCUAUUCACCAGUCAUAUCCCACUGCGAAUGUGGAAUAUGUCGUCGCUCCAGAAGUACGCAUCGACGAUCAAAAUCGCUUGGACCUUCUCGUGCGCUCCUUCACCUACAGUGCUGGAGGGAACCCCACUGCGAAGCCUGUCCUCCUCUUCGAAGGUAAAGGUAGCAGUGGGGACAGCUGGGAGCGCCUCGAGUCCCAGUUAUCCGGCUAUCUGAACAGGCCGGGCUUCCUGACACCGACCCAGAAAUGCUGGGCUCUCGGCGGCCGUGGGAAAGAUAUGAAGCUUUGGCGAUUUCACAAGGCGAACGCAGAGUUUCAGAAGCUUCUGCCGUGGAAGGUGGAAAGGGGUGCUGCUAAGGAAGUGCCCAGGGAGAGAGCUCCUCCUCCGUACUCUGUAGUGGACAACUACGACGAAGUGAGGAUCUUGCUAGAUUACAUUCAUAACCACCCGGAUCCCAACUUUUAAAGCCUGAGGAGUACUGCUUGUCAAACAAUGAAUUGUACUUGUAUUAUCGCACAAAUGCCUUAUGAGAUAAACUUCAAGGA
Molecule: messenger RNA, 671 nt
Organism: Coniophora puteana RWD-64-598 SS2
Lineage: Eukaryota; Fungi; Basidiomycota; Agaricomycetes; Boletales; Coniophoraceae
Exons: 3
Coding region: 43-591 (182 amino acids)
Source: RefSeq, a predicted model, not a curated record